AUGAAUCCGAAUUGGGUUAAAAAAUCCUCUCAUCACACUGAAAUACCCUCAAAUCAGGAUGGGACUCAUCACACAUUGGUGGAGCCAAAACCGACACAAAAGUCUAUGCAAGAGACAAGCGAUAGCACUCAUAACAGAAAAGCCUGCGGGACGAUCUCGGAUACUUUUGAGCCUAGACCCAAAGUGCAAUGUGCAGCCGAUGUCAAGGUCGUCCCAAAGUGCAAUCUCAUCCAUGACCUUGACCCGAGCGACCUUGAAUGCAUCAGACAAGCCAUGGAGCACACAUCAAGGACAAUUAGGGAGAUACCCUUUCCUGAAAACGCGUACGUUCUGCGUCCGGACUUCACACACAUUGUCAAUGUCUUCGCAAUUGUUGUACGUCGCAUCAUAGCCUUCGCAAAAACAUUCCGAGAAUUUCGGGAGUUGCAGAUCGGUGAUCAGUUGUCUCUGCUAAAGGGGGCGACACUCGAAGUUAUGAUGACACGGAGUGCUACAACUCUCAUUUACAAGAAAACUAAAGAAGGGUUCGUGUGGAUGUUGGAAAACGGCAAGUACUUACUGUCACAAGACGAUCUCAAACACGCGUUUGAUAGCAACCUCUACGAAAGCCACAUGAGCUACAUUCUCUCUUUAAUGAACCUUAAAGUAGACGACACAACCCUGGUUCUACUUACUUGUGUAAUUCUCUUCUCUCCCGAUAAUGAGGAAUUAUGUGACGCCAAAAAAGUGGAGACAGUGCAAGCAAGUUAUGUCAACUUAUUGGAGAAGUACCUUCAUUGCACUUUUGGUUGCGCGCGCGGCAAAAAGCUCUUUCCAAAGUUGUUAGUCUUACUGUGUAACGCGCAUGAAGCAAGUUAUAAUUACAGUAAGUCAGUUCUUGAAACAAGUAAGGAGCAGAUUGAACCCAUCAUGAAAGAGUUCUUCGAUGUGGUCUAA
Lineus longissimus is the source of this 936-nucleotide messenger RNA. Its product is annotated as nuclear hormone receptor HR96-like. Gene Ontology annotation, molecular function: RNA polymerase II cis-regulatory region sequence-specific DNA binding; nuclear receptor activity. The record is from RefSeq and is a predicted model, not a curated record. Lineage: Eukaryota; Metazoa; Nemertea; Pilidiophora; Heteronemertea; Lineidae. The transcript has a single exon. Gene Ontology annotation, biological process: positive regulation of transcription by RNA polymerase II; cell differentiation; negative regulation of transcription by RNA polymerase II. Bases 1 to 936 code for a protein of 311 amino acids.